This is a messenger RNA of Haliotis rufescens (red abalone), 4349 nucleotides long. RefSeq lists its product as uncharacterized. NCBI's taxonomy places the organism in Eukaryota, Metazoa, Mollusca, Gastropoda, Lepetellida, Haliotidae. Gene Ontology annotation, molecular function: symporter activity. Bases 522 to 4310 code for a protein of 1262 amino acids. Gene Ontology annotation, biological process: transmembrane transport; sodium ion transport. The transcript has 33 exons. The record is from RefSeq and is a predicted model, not a curated record. Gene Ontology annotation, cellular component: membrane.
CGUUUCUCAGCCAAUAAACGUGCGAGCUCGUGGAAGUGUCUAUGCUCAGUGUCACUAUCGUGCAAUGUCUAGUUUCAGAACAGCGAUGCUAAAGGAAAGUGGGCAGCUACGUCAAUCAACUUAAAACAUCUUCGUCUGCAAAAACAGAAGUAUUUUUUUAAGGAUUUGCCCCACAACGUCUCCACCGUGUUUUUAACAAUGACAUCUUCGACAACGUAACACAGAGGAACGGAUCAUCAAGAGCUGUAAAGACUCAGUUGAAUGGGGAGUUCAACGAAUUGAAGUCUAUGACGAUGUUGUCAUAUCCAUAAAUGCCAUUGUAUCUACAAAGACGCAGCCCAAGAUUUCUCUUCGCAUCCGAAAAACUGUUGGACGUAUCAAGAGCUUCCUCCGAAAUCCAAGACACAACUCAUUGAAGAAUACUUGUUCAAAGGUUUUAUUGUUUAUUGUUCACUGCUUAUCCCUAACAAAGGUUAUCAUUUAUCAAAUUUGCUAACACACAGCUGGGAAAACGAAACAAAAUGGGAGACACCCAACACAGCUUCCACAUCGUCGACUACGUGGUGUUCGGCGCCACCAUUCUCAUCUCACUGGGCAUAGGACUUUACUUUGCUCUGUCUGGUGGACGUCAGCGAACAACAUCCGAGUUUCUGGUCGGUGGACGGGCAAUGAAGUUUCUCCCCGUCGCUGUGUCGCUCAUGGUGUCGUUUGAGUCGUCCAUCAUGAUGCUGGGCACUCCGGCUGAAGUGUACGUGUACGGGGCACAAGUCUGGAUAGCACUGUUUGGAUUCUUGGCAUCGUUUCUGAUAUGCAGGGUGUUGAUGAUACCACUGAUUCAUCCCCUGAAAAUCACAAGCGCUUACGAGUAUCUCGAUGGAAGGUUCAAAUCUCGUUAUGUACGUCACGUUGGAACGACCCUUGGUAUCCUCACAUACGUAUUCUAUAUGGGUAUUGUGUUAUUUGGACCAGCUAUAGCACUGGAAGCAGUGACGGGAUUUCCCCAGUCCGGCUCCAUCUUCCUGGUUGCAGCUGCAGCUAUAAUGUACACUGCAAUGGGCGGACUGAAGGCGGUCAUCUGGACUGAUGUCUUCCAGGCUUUAGUGAUGUUUGCGGGCAUGUUUGCAAUCAUCAUCAAGGGCACUAUGGACGCAGGUGGAAUUAAAACUGUCUGGACCACUGCGGCUAAGGGUGGACGCCUGAAUUUUUUCAAUUUUGACAUGGACCCGACUGUCCGUCACACGUUUUGGGGGCUGUUUCUGGGGACAUUCGCCCGAUCAUCCGGCCUAAUCUUCAACCAGUCCACUAUACAGAGGGUCUGCUCUACGCCAACACUCGCUGAAGCCAAGAAGGUAAUGUUAAUAGUGAGCCCUGCCUUCUGGAUAACUAUUACACUUGCCAUGAUUGAGGGCAUCGUCGCAUACGCCUACUACGUGAACGUCAGCUGUGACCCUUUGGAGUCGGGGCAAAUACACAACCCGAACCAGAUCAUACCAUUUAUGGUAAUGGAUAUAUUCCAGGGAUUGCCUGGAAUGCCGGGACUAUUCCUGGCGGCCUUGUUCAGUGCGUCUUUAAGCACAAUUUCAUCUGGACUCUCCAGUCUGUCAGCGAUGACGUGGGAGGACAUUCUCAAGCCUCGCUUUCCAAAUAUUUCCGAACUCACAGCAACGGUGAUAGCUAAAGUAUCAGUGGUUUUGUUCGGAAUCCUGUCCUGUGGAGUCGCUCUCCUUAUUUCCCUCAUUGGAGGAACACUCACGCAGAUUACUACGACUAUUCUAUCCGCCUUCAACGGUCCUCUGUGUGGCCUGUUUAUCCUUGCAUCCCUCUGUCCCUGGGCUAACGCUAAAGGAGCGGUAAUCUCCACUGUGGUAAGCACUGUAGUUAUGAUGUGGCUGUGCGCUGGCUCCACGUUCUCCGGAGCCACGAGACCGACUCCUUGGCUGACCCCAGCCCCGACCGAUCAGUGCUCUGUGGAUAAUAUGACGUCACUGAUCAUGAAUACAACAGGACUCAUGACGUCAACAGCAGGACCGUAUGACGUAACAACCGUUGCAGAUGUCGUCGAACCGGUCACGGGUUUCAAUGUCAUCUACACUCUGUCGUACACCUGGCUCGGCGCUCUCGGCAUCGCAAUCGUGCUGAUCGUUGGUUUUCUCGUUAGCUGGGCGACAGGAUUCAACAAGGAUGAGGACCUCGAUCCUCGCUAUGUCAUAUUUCUAUCCGAAGUCGUCAGAAAUAUAUUAAACUGCAGGAAAAACAUGAAGACAGACGAGAAGUCUGUAAGACAGGGCAGUAUAAACAAUACCGAGAUUGAUAUAGAACCCGGACUGACGACCGAGACAGAGCUACCACUUCUCGCUGAUACAGAAAAGGACAAACCGGUUUCCCAUCUUCCUUCUCACAUCAAGGACGAGAAGGACGGACACACAAUGGGCGCCAGCAGGUACAGCUUCCACAUCGUCGACUACGUGGUGUUCGGCGCCACCAUCUUCGUCUCACUGGGCAUAGGACUUUACUUUGCUCUGUCUGGUGGACGACAGCGAACAACAUCCGAGUUUCUGGUCGGUGGACGUGCCAUGAAGUUCAUCCCUGUUGCCUUAUCACUCAUGGUGUCGUUUGAGUCGUCCAUCAUGAUGCUGGGCCUCCCUGCAGAGGUGUACGUGUACGGGGCUCAGAUCUGGAUCGGCAUGUGCGGAUGGUUUACAGUACUUCUUCUCACCAACAGGGUACUUGUGCCAAUGAUACACCCACUGAAAGUCACCAGUGCUUAUGAGUACCUUGAUGGGCGUUUCAAGUCCCGCUCUAUUCGCCUGAUUGGGACGUCACUAGGAAUAUUACACUACAUAUUCUACAUGGGCGUUGUGUUGUUUGGGCCAGCUAUAGCACUCGAAGCAGUGACUGGAUUUCCUUUGCUUUGGUCCAUCAUCCUGGUUGCAGCUGCCGCAAUAAUGUACACGUCAAUGGGUGGCCUGAAAGCUGUUAUUUGGACUGACGUCUUCCAGUGCGUCAUUAUGUUCUCUGGCAUGUUUGCUGUUCUCAUCAAGGGAACUAUCGAUGUUGGAGGAGUGGGAGCCGUGUGGACCACAGCCUACGAGGGAGGGAGACUCAACCUAUUCAACUUUGACCCGAACCCCACUGUCCGGCAUACAUUCUGGGGAUUGUACCUUGGUACUUUCCUCAAGGCAUCGGGAAUAGCGUUCAACCAGUCAACGAUACAGAGAGUGUGUUCCACGCCUACACUGAAAGAAGCUAAGAAAGUUGUGUUUGUGAUGGCUCCUGGGUUCUGGUUGACCAUCACACUGGCCAUUGUGGAGGGCAUCGUGGCCUACGCCUACUACACCCAUGUCAGAUGUGACCCUCUUCUCUCAGGUCAAAUCACCAACCCAAAUCAGGUUAUUCCAUUGCUCGUCAUGGACAUCUUCAAGGGGAUACCCGGAAUGCCGGGACUGUUUCUGGCAGCUCUCUUCAGUGCGUCACUCAGCACUGUGUCCUCUGGACUGUCCAGCCUGUCGGCCUUGACCUGGGAGGACAUCCUCAAGCCUCACAUGCCCAACAUAUCCGAGUUCAAGGCCACGGUCAUAGCCAAAGUUUCAGUGGUAAUUUACGGCAUUCUGUCUGUCGGUGUGGCGAUCUUAACCACGAUAAUCGGCGGAACUCUUGUCGAGAUAAGCGGUAGUGUUCUGGCCACGUUCACUGGUCCAUUGACUGGGCUGUUCCUCACAGCGUUCUUCUGUCCCUGGGCGAACGCCAAGGGGUGUUUUGUGGGAACAAUUGUCGGAGCCAUAGUUCUUAUGUGGGUCAGCAUGGGAUCCACGUUUUCUGAUGUGAAAAUACGGACACCAUGGCUUCCUCCUGCUACAUCGGACAUGUGCUUUGCUGAAAACAUGACGUCAUCAGCAUAUAAUACCUCACUUUUGACGUCAGCGAAAUCUAUGUACACCGUUGGGGAACCUCACCGAGAACUAAUGUGGUUCGAACACAUCUACCAACUCUCAUACACGUGGUUCAGUGCUCUUGGUGCUGGCGUCGCCUUCGUCACAAGUUUUCUAGUCAGCUGGAUGACAGGGUUUAACCGCAACAACGAUGUAGAUCCCCGAUACUUGGUGUCUUUUACUGACGCGCUGUGUUGCUGUAUUCCCCGUUGCUGGCAGAGCAAGGCGGUAAACAAGGAUGAGACGAAGCAGCCUGUCGACAAUACAACAGAUGGACGACCUGGGGGGACUGACAUGCUCUAUUUGUUAAAGAAGUCAGAACGAGAAGACGAGGCUCAUCUUCCACAAAAGACUGAAGAAGAAACACCGUUUACAUCCUGAGUUCAACUUGUAAUUCAAUUAAAUGUUGUUAUUCAACUA